This is a messenger RNA of Stylophora pistillata, 3166 nucleotides long. RefSeq lists its product as uncharacterized. The record is from RefSeq and is a predicted model, not a curated record. Gene Ontology annotation, cellular component: nucleus. NCBI's taxonomy places the organism in Eukaryota, Metazoa, Cnidaria, Anthozoa, Scleractinia, Pocilloporidae. Gene Ontology annotation, molecular function: nucleic acid binding.
GGAGCGACGAUCCUUUUCUGAUUUACACUCCUACAUCAAUUAUUCCAAGUCCCUCAGAGUUGCGAAUGACCGAGUAAAAGUCAGGAGAAGGGAAGAUGCAGAGAAAAGUGUUCAGGAACUCCGUUAUUUUCUGCUGAGGAAACCUAAUGCUCGGGCAAUGGCGAUUGACAUCGAAACAUACGAAAACGACCACAGCAAAAUUCUCGAAUUUGGCUUCGUCAUCACUUCGUUAGCUAGUCCUGAAGGGGACGAGCAAGCAUAUCAUUUUAUCAUUAAAGAAAACCUCCACAUGGUGAACAGGGAUUACAUUUCUGACAACCGAGAUAGGUUCAGUUUUGGCACCUCACAGCGGAUGUCUCUUGCAGAGGCCGCUGGAAAGUUCUCACAGCAUAUCAGGGACGUAGAUGUGUUGGUGACUCACUCGGGCGUACACGAUGAAGAUUACCUUGCCAGGAACGGCAUGUCCUUACAAGGGAAACAAAUGUUCGAUACUCAGCUUCUUGGCUUAGCACUGCUUACUGACGAGGGCAACUUGAACGUGUUUGGCCUGAAGCGCCUUAUGGAUGACCUGGAAAUUUCGUACGACGAGGAUAUUCUCCAUAAUGCUGGAAAUGACGCUCACUACACCAUGAAAGUGUUCUUGGCAUUGUCAAAGAAAAUGUAAGAGAAUUCAAGGAGCGAAGUGAGUUUCAGAACGUAGGCAGUUUUAGACUGAUCAAGAAGGAAAAAAAACAGCAAAGAAUAUAAUUUCAAAUUAUGUAUGUUGCAUGAUCAGAUACAGCACAUUUUCCAUUUCAGUGUUACGCCAAACUUUUUAGCAACAUCGAAGUGAAUUUUCUUCUUCUAUCGCGUUAACCCUUCCUCGGUAAGAACGCGAGGCAGACAUUCUGAAAUUCAGCACACCUUUUAUAAUCACCUCGCGCGAGGCGGAUUAUAACGAUAUAUGGCGCAAUCCUCGACCAAUCAGACCAGGAGAAUCUUUAUAAUCACUUGAGCAAUUAUACUAUAAAAACAGUUGUUAUGUUUCUUAAAGCUUAUGUACUUCAGUAAGAGAAACUGUACACCACUUAUGAUCGCAUUCCUAGAGUUCUCAAUGGGAAGUGCGUUCCGCCAGACCAGAGAAACGGGGGCUAAUCUGAGACCGAUUUCCUUUGUCUCCGGGACAUAAAAAAAGCAGACAACGCGAUAAUAUGGGGCGCAUAGAACAUGCCACGUCAGACUACUAAUUUGUUGAUAACUAAGCGAAUGAUCAGUGUUCAUUGGUAGAAAAAGUAAACAAGAGUUAUCAUUGGUGGGUUAUUUCGGAAGCGGUAAGUAUAUUGGCUGAGGUAAUCAUCCCUUUUUGUUCCAGCUCUGAUUCAAUCGUGAACACCGUGGCUGUUUCAGAGUUGUUUUAAACCCUUAAGUUAUUUUCUUCAGCCAUGGCCAACAGAAACGUAAAAUUACCCGGCGACAGAGGAUAUGGUCGCUAUCACAAGUAUGAAUCUAUUCGUAUUGAGUGGACAAAGUUUUUCGAAGGGAACUCUGAACAAAGGCCAAUCGUAGCAGGUUUCUUCAAGAACUUUCACCGCGAUCAUCUUGGUUUUAAGUUCGUGAUAGCUGAAGAUUUUGAUGGGACAACUCACCCUCUUGUGUCCGCGGAAAAAUACGUCGAAAUCAAAAAAGAAUUGGAAGAGAAAACCGGUCAGACCUUACCGAAAGUGUCCAACACCUCAGAUGUGAAGAUAAAGGAGGAAGGCCGAUCAUUUCCCGAUUUACAAACUUACGUUAAAUAUAUUAAGGCCCUCAAGCCUGAGAACGAUCAAAUAAAAGUCAGGAGGAGGGAAGAUGCAAAGAAAAGUGUCGGUGAACUCCGUACUUUCCUGUCAAGCAAUCCCAAUGCUCGAGCAAUGGCUUUUGACAUAGAAACAUACGAAAACGACCACAGCAAAAUUCUCGAAAUUGGCUUCGUCAUCACUUCCCUGGCCUCUCCUGAAGGGAACGAGGAAACAUAUCAUUUUAUCAUCAAAGAAAACCUCCACAUGGUGAACAGGGAUUACGUUCCUGACAACCGAGAGAAGUUCAGCUUUGGCGACUCGGAGCACAUGUCCCUUGCAGAGGCUACUAAAAAGUUCUCGCAGUAUAUCAGGAACGUAGAUGUGCUGGUGACUCACUCAGGCGGUCACGAUAAGGAAUACCUUGAGAGUAACGGUAUGUCUCUGGAAGGGAAACCAAUGUUCGACACUCAGCUUCUUGGCCUGGCACUGCUGACUGACGAGAACUUCUUGAACGUGUUUGGCCUGAAGCGCCUGAUGGGUGACCUGAAGAUUUCGUAUGACGAGGACAUUCUCCAUAACGCUGGAAAUGACGCUCACUACACUAUGCAAGUGUUCCUGGCAUUGACAAAGAAAGUGUGAUGAGAAGGCCACGAAUGAAAUGAUUUUCAGAUCUUCAGAAAUUUAAAACUGAUCAAGAACAUGCAGCAAAGGACAAAUUUUGUUGAGUUAUGCAGGCUGCAUAACUCAAACAUUUGAACUUAAGCUAAUAGGAUCGGUUACUUAUCUUUACUUCAUUUUUUGUCUUUAAUAUGAUUUCAAUGGCAGUAGUGUUGUAGUCUGAUCGGUCAUUUCAUACGAUAAACAAGAGAGAUUGCUAUAAUCUGAUUGCUAUGAUCUGCUCAAGAGAGGUUGCAAUCGAGUUUUCCUUAUGUGAACACCCUUGAUGCAGGAAAAAGUAGUUUCUAAAGGGAGGUGGUCUAUCAAAGAAGCAUAAACUGAUUGAAAUCAUUGAUUCUUACCCUUUCCUCUGCGAACACGUUUUCCAUAUCUUUCAUAUUAUAGUUCGUCACUCGCUUAAUCGAUGUUAGCUUUUACGAUAAGUACCUUCGUCAACCUCAUUCCCAGGGUCUCAUCUUCCCUCCCUCCCGAAGCGAGAGACCCUGAGAACGAGAUUGCACUUGGGUUCCUUAAUAAAUUAAAUGAAAAAUCGAUUUACAGAUAAAAAAAAACAAAAGCAAUCACACAAUAGGAAAACUUUCUAUCGAUUUUACUCUUUAAAAUAACUCGCCUUGACGAGUACAGCUGAGAAAGACACUGCACUUGACACUGAGCUAAUUAUGUUUUGUUUGGCAAUGUCUCUAACACGUGUAGGUAAAGAGUAUAUCACAUGGGCAUAACUAAUAAAACUG